AUGUCGACUGCUAUUGUCGUUGGAGCCACAGGGAUUCUGGGCCGAGAGAUUGUUCAUCAGCUUGGCCAGAACCCCCAAAAAUGGAGCAGGGUCUAUUCUCUUUCACGUUCUCAAAAAGAAGAGUUCCCUUCCAAUGUUGAACAUAGACACAUUGACCUCACUGGGAACGCCGAUGAGGUAGCCAAGAACCUUCAAGGUAUCACGGCUGAAUAUGUCUUUUUUGCCGCUUACCUCCAGAAGGCAGAUGAACAGAAGAAUUGGGACGUCAAUGGUGAUAUGCUACAGGCGUUUCUAGAUGCCCUCGUUAAGAGUGGUAUUGACGAAAAGCUCAAGAGAUUCCUGCUUGUUACGGGUGCGAAGCAAUAUGGCGUUCAUUUAGGACCCGUCAAGAAUCCCAUGCUCGAGUCUGAUCCUUGGCAAACCGACCAGUCAGCGUUUCCGCCCAACUUCUACUACCGUCAGCAGGAUAUUCUGAAGAAGUUUUGCGACCAGUCAAAUGGCCGUAUAAGCUGGAAUGUCACUUAUCCUAACGACGUUAUUGGCUAUGCACGAGGAAACUUCAUGAACCUAGCUACGGCAGUUGGCAUUUAUGCGGCAACCAGCAAAGAGCUUGGUAAAGAUCUUAUCUUCCCUGGUUCGGAGAGGUUCUACACUGGGUUCGAUUGUUUCACAAGCGCCGACCUUCAUGCAAGGUUUUGUGAGUGGGCCGUGCUUGAACCUUCGGCUGCCAAUGAGGCUUUCAACGUCGUCAAUGGUGAUGUUGAGAGCUGGCAGAAUCUAUGGCCCAAAGUCGCAGAACUAUUUGGUAUGAGGGUGGAUGUCUCGCAAUUUCAAAAGUCACAUCCGCUGAGCUCAUCCACUGAUUUAAAUCCUAUCACUCCACUCAGCUUGCAUGAGGAGAGAUCCGGACUCAAGGGUGUCACCAGACCAGGCAAGAUGGAGCAGACGAUCGAUUUAACGAAAUGGAGCCAGCAGGAUGAGGUAAAGGAAGCUUGGAAGAAACUUGCUAAGCGGGAGGGCUUGGAUGAAAAGGCAUUGGAAGAGGCUACGUGGGGAUUCCUAGGUUUUGUGCUGGGUAGGAAUUAUGAUCUAGUGAUCAGUAUGAGCAAAGCGCGAAAGCUUGGUUGGACUGGAUAUGAGGAUAGUUGGGAGGCCCUGAGCAAGGUUUUUGGUACCCUGAAAGAUGCCAAAGUUCUUCCCUGA
Molecule: messenger RNA, 1203 nt
Organism: Fusarium fujikuroi IMI 58289
Lineage: Eukaryota; Fungi; Ascomycota; Sordariomycetes; Hypocreales; Nectriaceae
Product: related to wound-inducible protein AWI 31
Exons: 3
Coding region: 1-1203 (400 amino acids)
Source: RefSeq, a predicted model, not a curated record